UGUGCAGGUUCUGUCCUUUUAAGUUUUAUUAAAAGUAUUCAUAGAAGAGCUUACAUGAUUGGGAAAAAGUGCAAACAUGAAUAUAAACUACAAAGCCAUAUGAAAAGUAUGUGCCUACUUUUGACGGAUUUUAGAGAAAAUUAUUAAAUGAAGAGUAGAAGGUAGAACAAAGCAAGUUUAAUACAACUUAAAAAAAAACAAAACGGAAAUAUAUCUUAUUAUCGCGAAAAUAAUUACAACAUAUACAUAAUAMAAUUAAAGCAAUAUUAAAAUGAAUUGUUACAGAAUUUCCACUGUAUAUGAGCAAUGAACAAAACACGUAAUUUAGCAAUAGCUUUAAACAAGUCUGUCGCAUUGAAUACUACCCCGCAAAGAAUACACUUUACCCUUUUGCCCAUCGUUUUGACAAAGUAUUGCAUAUACAACACAAGUCGUGCACCACCACCACCGUUUUAACAACGAUCACAGUCAGCAGCUAUAAGGCCCUUAAUGUCAAUACAAUAGAUAGUAUUGGUGAUGAUCUUUAUUAACUAAAUUACCACUUUGAUUUUGCAAUAAAUCUUGUUUGAAAAUUUCUUCUGACAAAUACCGUGAAUAUAGAUAAAUUUAUACUGCAAUCCACAAUGUCAGCCGAUUCUGACAUGGAAUAUUCUGACAACGAUUGUGAAUACGACGAUUAUUAUAAUUCAGGUGAAGACUGCGAUGUGGAACGGCUGGAUCCAAAGAAAACUGAUCCUGAGUACUUCGAAUUUGUAUGUCUAACUGUCGAGGAGGUGGAAAAAUUGCUCAACGAGUCUGUGGAAAAACUGAACACAAUUCUAGAGAUUACUCCUUCACUGGCGAAAGUGCUACUGCUGGAGCACCAAUGGGACAAUCAAGUGGUAGUGGAUAAAUACCGAAAGGACGCAAACGCAUUGUUAAUAACAGCUCGAAUAAAACCGCCGAAUCCAUUGCUCAGUAUACCUGAUCCGUUGGCGCCCUCCACCAGCAAAGACGCAAUUGUAUUUGGUACUAGCAGUAGUAUUAGUAGGAACAGUAGUUGUAGUAAUGAUGACUCACCACGCAACGUUUUGAUCUCAUUAGGUAUAUGCAAUGCGUAUAACACAGUGACACCUGGCGGUGGCAUCGUCUCACAGCUCUGUCAAAUGUGUCCAGUCUGUGCUAGUUCUCAGAUGGGUGAUAAAUUCUUUAGCCUCUCAUGUGGUCAUGCAUUCUGCAAAGACUGUUGGUCAACGUUUUUCGAUACACAAAUAUUUCAAGGUAUUUCCACACAAAUCGGCUGCAUGGCCCCCAUGUGUAAUGUGCGAGUUCCAGAAGAUUUGGUCUUGACCUUAGUGACACGUCCCGUAAUGCGCGACAAGUACCAACAAUUUGCGUUCAAAGAUUACGUAAAGUCGCAUCCUCAGUUGCGCUUCUGUCCCGGACCGAAUUGUCAAAUUAUUGUUCGCUCUCCAGAGGUUUGUGCAAAGCGUGUCAUCUGCACUUCUUGUCAUACAUCGUUUUGUUUCAAGUGUGGCAUGGAUUAUCAUGCGCCCACUGACUGUGUAGUUAUUAAAAAAUGGUUGACGAAAUGCGCUGAUGACAGUGAGACAGCUAACUACAUAAGCGCCAACACCAAAGACUGCCCGAAAUGCCACAUUUGUAUUGAAAAGAAUGGAGGAUGCAACCACAUGCUUUGUUUUAACUGCAAACACGACUUUUGUUGGAUGUGCCUGGGUGAUUGGAAAACGCACGGAUCUGAAUACUAUGAAUGCUCUCGUUACAAAGACAAUCCGAAUAUUGCCAAUGAAUCGGUGCAUGUGCAAGCUAGAGAAGCGCUCAAGAAAUAUUUGCACUACUAUGAACGGUGGGAAAACCAUUCAAAAUCUUUACARUUGGAGCAACAAACUAUUGACCGAUUACGUGAUCGUAUCAAUGAGAAAGUGAUGAAAGGAAGGGGCACAUGGAUUGAUUGGCAAUAUUUGUUCAAUGCGGCAGCUCUAUUAGCGAAAUGUCGGUAUACACUGCAGUAUACAUAUCCAUAUGCUUACUUCAUGGAAAGUGGUUCGCGUAAGGACCUUUUCGAAUACCAGCAGGCUCAACUUGAAGCUGAAAUAGAGAAUUUAUCUUGGAAGAUAGAACGUGCGGAGACCACAGAUUUGGGUGAUUUGGAGAAUCAAAUGGAUAUCGCUGAAAAGCGUAGAACAACGCUGCUCAAAGACUUUUUCCCCGUAGACUUUUGAGUGCCAAUUAAAUGACUGCAGUAAAAUAGUGAAAUUAAUAUUUAUAUUUAAGUUUAUGUUUCAAUGAUUAAUGCUUCUUAUAGCAUUAUCUGGUCAACAUGGCUGCUAAUUGGAAUGGAUAAACUGCAAUAUAAACGCAAUGCGCUGAAUAUUUUAUAGAAUAUUAAAAAAAUUCACACACAUAUACAAGCAUUAACGUAUAAUUGCGUAAUGUUCCCAUAUAUUAUUUAAGUAGAGUAUAAAAUGUAUAUAUUUCUAAAGCGAUAUUACCUCUUGGCAGUAUCCAAAUGAAUGUGUAUCGAGUUGUGUUAAAUAUUGACGAACUCACAACAAAAAUACUAACACAGCGUGUUUACACUUCGGUUAGUUAAAUAUCAUUCAAAUAAUAUUAGUUUUUGAAAUACCUGAGAAGUGUAAAACAAAAAUUUUAAUGUGAAUAUCUGAACAAAUUAGUAGUUCGAUAAACUUAACAAAUUAAGUCAAUAAAGAGAUUAUUGGCAUGUAUUAGCUUAUUAAAGUAACAGUUGAACAAGAAACUGAUUAUCGAACCCAGUAAGCGAUUUAAUUACGAAAGACGACAUAGGUGCACUCUAUUCGUUUCAACGUUCGUUCAACGAAACAAUAUACGUAUAAUAUAUACAAUGUGUUGCGGGGUAUACAUAUUCAUAUGAAAAUUUGUAGUGCAGUACACUCUUAUAAAAAAUAAUCUUUUUAACAUUUUUGUUUAUAUAUUUUUGAGUGAUUUGAGCGACUAGUAAUUUUCCACACAGUUUUCCAUGCUAAAUAGAAUCCAAUAUUACAUAUACGGUAGCUAAAGCUAUCUGCUAAAGCUUUUUCACUCAGUAUUAAUUCCAAAAUAUAAAUGCUAUUUGACGUUUUGAUAAGCCUAGUGUGAUGAAAUGGUUUUGAAUUCUGCGUAAAUGUUCCGUUGGAUGUGACUAGUUACUACCCAACAACAGAUUUAGUGUUUCGCAAUCUAUUUUUAUAGUUUAUAUAAAAUAUGUGGUAUUAAAUUGGCUUUAGAUCUUUGUUUUGUUUUUAUACUUGGUUAUUUUAUUUUAUUGUAAAUUUUACUGUGUAUAGUUCGAUUUACACAUUUUGACUGAAUAAGUAAUAUUAUGAUAUAAAAUAAGUGUAGAAUAAUAUGGAGCUCUAAUCUGAGCUCUUUAAUUGUAUAAUUAAUUAUAAUUAGUUAACGUAUCCCAUUAAAGAAUGCGGAAUAUAUAUAAAGAAAACGACCAUACUACGUCCCAGAUGAGAAGCUGGGACAACAUGAUAUUUUCAAUUUUACUGCUAUAUAUAUUCGACCGCGUUUUUAUUUUAAUUACCUUGUAAAUUUUAUCAUAAACAUGUAACCACCCUUCAAUUGAAACAAUUGAUAUAAAAAAUGCUUUUUAAAACAUCAUGCGUAUAAAAGUGUAAUAAUUAGAAAAUAAACUACAUUAAUAGCAA
Bactrocera latifrons is the source of this 3674-nucleotide messenger RNA. It is a transcript of the gene ari-2, whose product is annotated as protein ariadne-2. Lineage: Eukaryota; Metazoa; Arthropoda; Insecta; Diptera; Tephritidae. Gene Ontology annotation, molecular function: ubiquitin protein ligase activity; zinc ion binding; ubiquitin conjugating enzyme binding. The record is from RefSeq and is a predicted model, not a curated record. Gene Ontology annotation, cellular component: ubiquitin ligase complex; cytoplasm. The transcript is spliced from 3 exons. Gene Ontology annotation, biological process: protein polyubiquitination; positive regulation of proteasomal ubiquitin-dependent protein catabolic process; ubiquitin-dependent protein catabolic process. The coding region runs from base 624 to 2222 and encodes 532 amino acids.